Messenger RNA from Protopolystoma xenopodis, 534 nucleotides. The record is from the annotation of a GenBank genome assembly. Lineage: Eukaryota; Metazoa; Platyhelminthes; Monogenea; Polystomatidea; Polystomatidae.
AAUAUUUACGUAAUUCUGACCGGCAAUUGCGUAUCCCUCUGCCUUGGAAUAGUGCUGCCAGUCAUAAUAACUUUCAUUACAACUCGAAACUGGGAUGAAAAGAUGCAAAACCCAGAUGUCUAUUGGGAUGCAGCAAGGGACAUCGACAAUCCACUAAAGCCCUGGCCUGAACUUUACGCCGAAGAACUUCGUCUCAUAAACCCUGAACGCCUUGACGAUGGCCGUCCCUGCCUCUACGACGUUAAACGAGCUUUUCGUGGCACUAUGCAUGCCGCUGUUUUCAUCAGUGUAGUCUUGACCUUCGUUUUUGUCGUGCUCUGGCCAUCAAUUGCCUGUGGCUUGGGGGUCAUGAAUUAUGAAGAGUUCCUCGCAUGGACGCUAAUCAUGGAGAUUUGGUUGAUUUGUGCAACUAUGGCUGCGUUUUUUGUGCCCUUGAUCAGUGAACUUUAUAGAAUGAGAAAAGCAAUACUCAAAAAUCGGAUAAAUAAAUUGUUGGACAAGCAUGAAUCGGGAAAGUCGGAAGAAAUAGAGUAG